CUUCACCGCCUGUGAAGCGACUCCCCUGCAGGUGGGGAGCCGGGGGCUUGAACCGGGAUCGUACAGCCGGUCCUUGCACCAGCGUUUGCCGCCACCUGCGCUUAACCCACUGCGCUACAGCCCAACUCCUGGCACUUACCUUCUUAGAGGCUUAGUUCCUUUUUUUUUAAUUUUCUUAAUUUUUAAAAAUUUUUGUUUAUUUUUACUGGAUAGGACAGAGAGAAAUGGAGAGGGAGGGAGGAGAAAGAGCAACACCUGCAGCCCUCCUUCACCACUUGUGAAGCUUUCCCCCUGCAAGUGGGAGCCAGGGGCUUGAACCCGGGUCCCCAAGCACUGUAAUGUGUGCACUUAACCAGGCGUGCCACCACCCAGCCCCGAGGCUUAGUUCCUUCAUCUGAAAAAUGGGGGUGACAAGAUAGUACCUCGCUCCUAGGGUUCGUGUGCAGAAUGGAAACCAUGAGGCCUGUAUUAGUAUUUAACAUAGCGCCCCAAAGCAGUACCUAUUAUCUUCCACUUUUAUUAUGAAAGCAUAUUUUAAUCCUGGUCGAAGGAACUGGAGAGGGAGGCAUUGAAGACAGGAGAGAAAAAGGUUAAAGAGAACUGGCACAGGGAGAAAAGACUGGGCUCUGCCAAACCAAGAGAAGGAAGAACCAGGUAGGAAUGCAAGAGAACCUAUAGACUGCGAGUUCAGAAAAUGCCUUUCUGAGAUCAUCUUUUUCUCUGAAUAGGUCUCAAGGUCAUUUAUGGAGUGGGUCAGGCCACGGCUGACCCCAGGUGAAGGCCCUGACUUACAAUAAGGACCAGGAACUUGAUCCCAGGUCCUAGAGUAUGAUAACAAGAGCACUCUACCAGAUAGAGAAGCUGAGGUCCACAGAAGUUAAAGAUUGGAAGUGCUGGACUCAGGAUAUAAACCCAGAUCUGUCCAACUUCAAAGUCCACUGCAGCCCAUUUGAAACCACCACAAAAGUUUAUAAAAACUCCAGUAGCAAACGAGCAGGUUAAAAAGGGUUAUAGGUAUGCAUGGCUCAUCUUGCAUUUGAUGAGUGAGAGAACAGAGACUGGAGGCUCACACUUUCAUCCCAAGCUCUGAGCUCCACCUAACUGCUUUGCUCUUGGAGUGGACAAACACAGGAUUUGGAGCCCCAUGGUUACAUUCCUCUCUGUGUGAAUUUGCACAGGCACCUGGCAUCUCUGAACCUGCUUGUGGUUACCAAAGAAACCCUGGCAGGUUACUCUAAAGAUUCAGAAGAGAAAUGUGACCUGGCACACAGAGGACAUGCCCAGACCCCUAGUUUCCCAGAUGGGGUAUCGGAGACCAACUGUGAGGAAGUGGCUGUCUUAAAUGCGAGACGUUCUGGACAGGAAAGAACUAAAGCACCCGGAACUUGCAUUUCUAGAGACUCCACAGGGCUCGUCCUCACCCUAGACGAGCUUAGUCACUUGCCCUCCAACCAGCCUGGAGCCCCAGAUGGCCUCUAACUCAGCUAGCAGUCCCCACUCAACCCCGGAUGAGAAUGAGUUUCCCUUUGGGUGCCUCCCCACCGUCUGCCAGGACCCAUCCGAGUCUGGGGCCCUUCGCUGCUCCACCUGUCUGUCCGACAUCUCAAGGAAAGGUGACGAUCAGAUAUGUCCCAAAUGCAAAGGGGACAACCCUCAGUCAGUUAGCCCGGGAAGCCUCCAGUCUCAGGAGAAGGACCACUCUGAAAUAGCUGAGGCUGGAGUUGGGUGCCCCUUUGCAGGCAUUGGCUGCUCCUUCAAGGGGAACCCAAAGUUCAUGCAGGAGCAUGAGGUGGCCUCCCAGGCCUCCCAUCUAAACCUACUGCUGGAGUUCAUGAAACGGUGGAAGGCCCAGCUGGGCUCUGGCCUUGGGUCAGGUCCCAUGGCCCUGGAGCGGAAUCUGUCAGAGUUGCAGCUGCAGGCAACUGUGGAAGUGGCUGGGGACCUGGAGGUUGACUGCUACCGGGCACCUUGUUCUGAGAGCCAGGAGGAGCUGUCCCUACAGCAAUUCAUGAAGGAAAAGCUCUUGCUGGAACUAGAGGGGAAGCUUCGAGUGUUUGAGAACAUUGUUGCAGUCCUCAACAAGGAGGUGGAGGCCUCCCACUUAGCCCUGGCCGCCUCCAUCCACCAGAGUCAGUUGGACCGUGAGCACAUCCUCAACUUGGAGCAAAGGGUGCUGGAGCUACAGCAGACACUGGCCCAGAAGGAUCAGACCCUGGGCAAGCUGGAGCAGAGUCUGCGCCUUAUGGAGGAGGCCUCCUUUGACGGCACCUUCCUAUGGAAGAUCACCAAUGUCACUCGGCGGUGUCACGAGUCAGCCUGUGGCAGGACCGUCAGCCUCUUCUCCCCAGCUUUCUACACUGGCAAGUAUGGCUACAAACUCUGUCUGCGACUCUACCUGAAUGGGGAUGGAACAGGAAAGAGGACCCACCUAUCACUCUUCAUUGUGAUCAUGAGAGGGGAGUACGAUGCUCUGCUGCCGUGGCCUUUCCGGAAUAAGGUCACCUUCAUGCUGCUUGACCAGAACAACCGUGAGCAUGCCAUAGAUGCCUUCCGGCCUGACCUGAGCUCAGCAUCCUUCCAACGGCCUCAGAGCGAGACCAAUGUGGCCAGCGGCUGCCCGCUCUUCUUCCCCCUCAGCCGGCUGCAGUCACCCAAGCACGCCUACGUGAAGGACGACACCAUGUUCCUCAAGUGCAUCGUGGAGACUAAUGCUUAGGGUGGGCCAAUAAAGCCACACCUGGCUCCAGAGAGAGCACCGGCUCAAACUGGGGGGGUGGCAGGAUGACUGAAGUCCUGCCCUUAGUGCCUAAGAUCCCAGGGAAUAGUGACAGGCUGGCAUGAGCUGAGUGGGUCUGACAGAUCUGUGGGGGCCACCAUCAGCACGGAGCAGCAGAAACUCAGGCUGGAACCACAGAGCCACAGGAUCCAGAAAGAGGGUCCCUCUCUGCUCUGGCCACAUACUCAAACAGGGCCCCAGGAGCCCCUGCAAGCCUGAAUUACAAGGCAGACUCUGACCCAGCUAGGUUAGGCUCUGGGAACCCAGCCCCAGGCAUGGGUGGUGAGUUGGAGAUGCAUGACUCAAGUUGAGUGAAUACAUUACCAUGCACAAGGACCCAGGUUUGAGGCCUUGCUCCCCAACUAUAGUGGGGAAGCUUCAGGAACAGUGAAGCCAGUACUGUAAGUGUCUCUCUGCCUCAUUUCCUCUCCCCCUCUCCACUCAAUUUCUUUCUGUCCUAUCAAAUAAAGAAAGAAAAAAAAAAUGACUACCAAGAGCAGUAGAUUCACCAUGCAGGCUAAGCCCUGGCAAUAAACCUGACAUAGCAAUACACCCUACUAGUGAGCUAUCUACCUUCACACUCACACUUUUCUUUAAAAAUCUCUUUUGAAGUUUUUAUUAAGUAACUAGUGUGGGAGUUGGUCCUAACCAAGCCAGAUAUGCAAAGACCUGGCCAAAACCAGGUGGUCCUGCCAGCUUUGUGGUGGCAUCCAAGGCCAGUGCCCUGGCAGGAACCUCCCUUCCAGCCUCCAUCUUCUUUUGACCAUGAGAAGAAGUGCUCUAGCCUGUCUCUCAGUGGGUUCCAGGAACCCUGACAGAGAUACCACACAGGACAGGCAGAGAGAGCAAGGUCCAGUGUCACAGUCCAACUUGUGAGUCACACUUGUGCUCCUGUCACAAAGGCUGCACUUAAGAAAUUGUGUGCCUGACUUAAGAAAUUCAUAGCUCAAUGGAGGAAAAACAUUCACUGAAACUGGUUAAAGUGCUCAGAGAAAGCUCAGAAUCAUAUGCAGGUCCAUUGGGGAAAAGUAGGAAAAAGGCCUAAGGAAGAAGUGACAUUUAAACUCAGUUUGAGGGCUGGAGAGACAACAUAAUGGUUAUGCAAAUGACUUCUAUGCCUGAGGCUCUGAGGUUCAAUCCCCUAUGAGAGUUUAGCAGUGUUGUGGGGGAAAAGAAAGAAAGAAAGAAAA
This is a messenger RNA of Erinaceus europaeus (western European hedgehog), 3966 nucleotides long. RefSeq names its product TNF receptor associated factor 1 (gene TRAF1). Gene Ontology annotation, cellular component: plasma membrane signaling receptor complex; cytoplasmic side of plasma membrane. The transcript is spliced from 11 exons. Gene Ontology annotation, biological process: positive regulation of JNK cascade; tumor necrosis factor-mediated signaling pathway; protein K63-linked ubiquitination. NCBI's taxonomy places the organism in Eukaryota, Metazoa, Chordata, Mammalia, Eulipotyphla, Erinaceidae. Gene Ontology annotation, molecular function: zinc ion binding; ubiquitin protein ligase binding; tumor necrosis factor receptor binding. The record is from RefSeq and is a predicted model, not a curated record. Bases 1469 to 2716 code for a protein of 415 amino acids.